This is a messenger RNA of Phalaenopsis equestris, 2810 nucleotides long. RefSeq names its product pentatricopeptide repeat-containing protein At5g66520-like. Gene Ontology annotation, biological process: RNA modification. The record is from RefSeq and is a predicted model, not a curated record. The coding region runs from base 21 to 2255 and encodes 744 amino acids. The transcript has a single exon. Gene Ontology annotation, molecular function: protein binding; RNA binding; zinc ion binding. Lineage: Eukaryota; Viridiplantae; Streptophyta; Magnoliopsida; Asparagales; Orchidaceae.
AAACUACCGCAACCAUUUGAAUGGUUUCUUCUUGUGCCCUCAGAUUCUCCUACUUCUUGCCAUGGCCGACUCCUUCGUCCCUGAAGCAAUCCACACAGCUCCAAGCCCAAAUGGUUGUUUCGGGCUCUCUCCGCCGGCCAGCAGCGGCGAAUCUUCUUCUGAGAUCCAUCGUAAACUGCGAAAGCAGCGACCUUUCUUCUGUUCUCCGCCUCUUCUACCAUCUCCACAACCCCUCCACCUUUCAAUGCAAUACAGUCAUGAAAGCUUGCUCCCUUCAUCAAUUCCCCGAACAUUCCGUCCAAAUUUUCAUGCAAAUGCGCCGGAAAGGCAUACAGCCCGAUUCAUACACGUUCCAGUUUUUCUUCAAAUCUUGCUCCCUUUCUUCCCUGGAUAAGCUGGGUUACGCAGCUCAUGGUCAAUUUAUCAGACUCUUCUCUGAUUCUGAACACUUAGCUUCGACUUCCUUGAUUCAUAUGUAUUUAAAAUUCCAGCAUAUUGAUGAGGCAAUGAAGGCCUUCGAUGAAAUUGUUGCUAAAGAUGUUCUUCUGUGGACUACAAUGGUAUCAGGUUUGGAGAAAGCUGGCUUGCUUGAUGAUGCCCGGAAACUGUUUGACGAUAUGCCUGAGAAAAAUGUCAUCUCAUGGACAGUCAUGAUCAAAGGAUAUUCCAAAGCAGGACGACCUGCGGAGGCCAUGGAGAUGUUUACAAAGAUGCUCGGUGAAGGAAUUUUAUCAGACACAGUUGCAUUUUUGUCAGCACUCUCGGCCUGCUCCCAAAGCCGGGAUCUUGAAGCAGGAAAAUGGGUUCAUCAGCUCAUUCAAGACAGUAAAAUUGUUCUGAAUGAGAAUCUCAUUGUGACCCUAGUUGACAUGUAUGCCAAAUGUGGUCGCAUCGACCUUGCUCGCUUUGUUUUUGAUUUGAUCGGUCACGACACCCUUUCGGCAUGGAAUGCAAUCAUCGACGGAUACUGCAAAAUGGGCAAUGUUGAUGAAGCUUGUUCCCUAUUCAAUCAAAUGGAAUCCCGUAAUCUGAUCACAUUUAACUCAAUGAUAACAGGCUACAUUCAGUGUAGCAGGCUCAAGGAAGCACUGUCCCUCUUUGCUGAUCUCCUAACAUCUGGUCUCCUUCCUGACAGAUACACCAUAGUUGGUUUGCUUUCAGUUUGUGCCGGCUUGGGUGCACUCAACAAAGGUAAGAUCUUGCAUGCUUACAUUGAGGUUAACCUCACCGAAUCCGACAUCUUCAUCGGGACUGCCCUGCUUGACAUGUAUGCAAAAUGUGGGAAGAUGGACCAAUCGAUCUUAGUUUUUGAUAGAAUGAAAACAAAGGAUUUGAUGACUUGGACUGCUAUGAUUUCAGGUUUAGCCAUGAAUGGAAUGGGGAAGCCUGCGCUUGAGCAGUUUUCUUUGAUGAAGAGUGAAGGCAUUAACCCAAAUGCUGUUGUUUACAUUGGUGUCUUGAAUGCUUGCAGCCACUCUGGCCUUGUAGAAGAAGGCCGCAGACAUUUUAAAGAGAUGUUGGUGUUGUAUAAUUUAGAACCGGAGAUUGAGCAUUAUGGCUGCAUGGUUGAUCUGCUUGGUCGACUUGGGCUUUUAGAAGAAGCUGAGAAGCUUAUAAGGAGCAUGAAAAUGGAACCCAGUGAUGUUAUCUGGGCUUCUUUAUUGAGAUCUUGCAGAGUAUAUAAGAAUAUGGAUUUGGCUGAGAGGUCAGCAAGGGAACUCAUUGCCUUGGAACCAGAUAAAGAUGUUGGAUAUGUUCAGCUUUAUAAUAUUUACAUAGAUGUUGGGAGAUUGAAUGAUGCUGCUAAAAUUAGGAGAUUAAUGGAAGAGAGAGGAAUUAAAAAGAUUGCAGCUUUUAGCUCGAUUACAGUCAAUGGAGAGGUUCAUAAGUUUAUUGCCGGCGACCGGUCGCACCCUGAGGUGAUGGAGAUCCAGGAGACGAUGGGUGAGGUCAUGACGAGGCUGAAGGAAUCCGGCUACUCGCCAGUCAUGUCGCAGGUGGCUGUGGAUGUGGAUCAGGAGGAGAUGGAGCAGGCUCUUUUUGGGCACAGUGAGAGGAUAGCCAUUGCUUUUGGGAUCAUGAGAUUGGGAAAAGGGUUACCAAUUCAUAUCAUCAAGAACCUGAGGGUCUGUGAUGAUUGCCAUUUGGUAAUAAAGAUGAUUGCCAAGUUAUGGGGCCGUGAAAUUGUUGUUAGAGAUCGUAGCCGCUUUCAUCAUUUUAGUGAUGGGCGGUGCUCCUGCAAUGACUUCUGGUGAAUGGUUGAUGCUAAUAACUGUCUCCACCUCUACUAAAAUGAAUCAUGUUCUGUACAUCUGAAUGGCAUCUAGGACGAGUUGAGACUAAUUGGUCGAGUUGUGAAGAUCAACUAUAUGAAGUUGCUAGCAAUAUGGCUAACUUGAUGCCGAGUUAGCGGAAAGCAUCUAUUCAAGCAUACUUGGUCGUUGUUCGGAGUUAGCUCGCGUUGAGACUCCGGCUUAAUAUUUUUUCCAUAAGGGAGAGCAUAACACAAUAGUAAAGUCACCUCAACUUGUCAAGAUUACUUGCCCAGGCACGAGCACAAUUAGCUCAACCUUUCAACUCAUUCCUAGCAACUGACUUGAGCUCAGUGAGUCAUGGAGUUUUCAGUAAGUUCUACUCUUCUACAGGGUAGCUAAAUUUAUUUUUCAAAUUGUUAAUAUUUCUGCUGGCUCUUUGGUAGGUAGAAUAUGUAAGACCCCGGGUGUCCUAGGUUUGAGGCUCGCCUAGAACAACACAAGGGUGAAAAACAAACGCACUUUGCGACACAUCUUACUAUUUAUAAGUUCAGAUUG